AUGGCGACUUGGGUUUACCCACCUAUCCCCCCAGAGCGCCUGGAACAGGAAGCCGACUCUGCCCUGGAGAAAGAGCUAGAAUGGCUGCUGCGCUCCUUGCAGGAUUCUCUGGCUUCCUUGAGGGAAGGCCUCCAGGAAUGCGCCGCGUUGCUGGCUCCAAAAGAGCCCGGCUCUACAUUAGUCUUAUCGUCGCUGCGGUCUGAGAGUGUAAAAGGCUUUGUCACCAGGAUUGGGACAAAGGUCGUAAAGGGGGAUAUCCAGCUGCGCCUGAGCUCUCUGAGCUCUCGAGGUGCACCUACAGCCCGGCUAUGCCUAUCAAAUUCUUCGGACGCGCCAGAACUGGCGCUCAGCCAAUUAGUCUCGGUUAGAGAUUCCGUCAGACAGUGCCUAGACAUCGUCGAUGUGAGCACCUGGACUGGCGAUCCACUUGAUGCGCGCUUCAUCUACAGCCAACUCCAUCUUCUUGGAGAGACAAUUGCGGAAGGUCGGCAAAUGCUCAAGGGCGAGACUGAUAUUGUUCGCGGCAAAUGGUGGGAGACAAGUGCGCCAGACAAUAUGUUCGACCCGCCUUUACCCCCUCAUCUCUCCUUUCAUUUAUCAAUCGCGGAUUCUGCCCUCGUGCUUUAUCUGAGAACCCUUGAAUCUACAACACAAACACACACUCCAACGGCCUUUGCGACAGAUAUCUCCUUGACGGGAUUUUCUAUACGGGAUCGAUUAUUCGGCUCUCGUCAAGCUAGCCAUGACGAGGCUGGGGAUGUAUUUUCCUGGAAGGGCGACGAGGUUAAAGUCAGGGAGAAGGUGCGCGUAGAGAGCCAGGACCCCAGUCUGAUGUCAGUGAUGGCCAAAUUGACUGCACUCUAUCACGAGGUGGUCAAGUGCAAGACUGCGCUUAAAGUUCUCAUGGGUAAUGAGGACGACGGUGAGUCCUGA
Molecule: messenger RNA, 933 nt
Organism: Aspergillus puulaauensis
Lineage: Eukaryota; Fungi; Ascomycota; Eurotiomycetes; Eurotiales; Aspergillaceae
Exons: 4
Coding region: 1-933 (310 amino acids)
Cellular component (GO): RAVE complex
Source: RefSeq, a predicted model, not a curated record